Molecule: messenger RNA, 996 nt
Organism: Adineta ricciae
Lineage: Eukaryota; Metazoa; Rotifera; Eurotatoria; Adinetida; Adinetidae
Source: the annotation of a GenBank genome assembly
AUGGAAAAGAUGAAUAGUAAGCCGUCUCGUUUAGAGAUCUUACCCGAUGAACUAAUUCUGGAUUUAUUUUCAUACAUUCCUUCCAUUGAGUUAUAUUAUACGUGGUAUGGACUUAACCGUCGUCUAAGUGCAAUCAUUCGUUCGGUAAAAAUCAGUUUCGAGCUAAAUGAUAAUACUGAAAGAACAAUUCACACAUUGAACUAUUUUUCUUCGCAAAUCAUUCGACUACACGUUCGAAAUUGUUUCGAUAAUCUUGACUUACGAUGUUUUUCAAAUCUACGCUCCUUAAUUAUCGACACUAAACUAACCAGUGAUCAACUCCAUGCUAUUCAUCCAUCAGCUUUACCUCAUCUCAAACGUCUGACCUUUUCCGAAUGGUGGAUCGACCGCGAGCCAUUAAAUAGCAUCAUCUUCACGCAACAUUCUUCUGAAAAUCAAUCGAUGACAUGGUUAAAAGUCUAUCACAUACCGACGAUGCCAAGUUAUUUCCUACGUCACUAUCAACCGCUAUCCUAUGUUCAUACAAUGAUUUUCGAUCGAGUACAUCCUUGUAACAUAAAUAUAAUUCUCUCUGUACAAACGUUAUUACGUCGUUUAAAACUAACUGUCGUGCGCUGGAUGCCCGAUGACGGUCUAUCGAAAAUUUUACCUUCUGUUCGACAAUAUCAGCAUACAAGUUUAGUUCAUCUAGAUGUAACGAUGAAUACAUGGGAUAAACUGGACGAUUUGUAUCCGAUUUUGUCUCAUUUGUCUUGCUUGAAGCAUCUUCAUGUUACAUGUGAUAGUUUGACUAUGAACGAUUUAAAACGAUUGGCGAUUGAACUGCAUACGCGAGUACCGACAAUGAAAAGAUUUACUUGUUCGUUUAGACAAACAUAUGUUGAAAAUAUCAAGACAGUACAAUGUUUAAGUCCACUGUUUCGUUGUAUGAGAUGUACGAAAGUCCAAUGGGAAGGUGGAUGGCAUUAUUAUUGUGUAACAACAAAUGAUAUCUAG